CAGAAUAUCAUACAAAUGAAGAUCAUACUUUUAUUGGUCGCACUAUUUUGCAUGGCAACCAGCGUUGCUAGCAGGGCACACAGCGUUGAUGUAUGUGUGCGCAGAGGGAGAGCUGGGUGCAUGGCAUCUUGCAAGUGGGGCGUUGCAGGUAGCAGCAAGAAGAGGAUGAAAGGAUUCUGCGUAUGGCGUCAAAAGUGCGAAAACUCGGGAAGAAGAAGAUGUAGGAAGUCUCCAGUCUGCGUUUGCAGAUUUCCCCCAUAUAAAAUAGACAAAUAAAAUGGUUGUUAAUAAAAU
Cylicocyclus nassatus is the source of this 294-nucleotide messenger RNA. The record is from the annotation of a GenBank genome assembly. NCBI's taxonomy places the organism in Eukaryota, Metazoa, Nematoda, Chromadorea, Rhabditida, Strongylidae.